AUGACGGAUUCUACCCCACUCAAACCAAGCAGCAGCGUAAAACUUGUUCUUCUUGGUGAGGCUGCGGUUGGAAAGGUAGUUACUGACCAUCUAAAGUCCUCACUCGUCUUACGCUUUGUAAAUGAUGACUUCCAAGAGAACAAAGAACCAACCAUCGGAGCGGCUUUUCUUACCCAAAAAUGCAAUCUCCCAGCGAGAACGAUCAAGUUUGAGAUAUGGGAUACCGCUGGGCAGGAACGCUUUGCCUCUCUCGCACCCAUGUACUAUCGCAAUGCUCAAUCAGCACUAGUAGUUUAUGACUUGACAAAACCAGCCUCCCUUAUAAAGGCAAAACACUGGAUAGCUGAACUCCAGAGGCAAGCAUCGCCAGGUAUCGUUAUUGCGUUAGUGGGGAAUAAGCUAGAUUUGGUAGGCGAGACAAGCGGUAAUCAAGCGGUGGUUGGAACAGAGGCUAGAACUUACGCCGAAGAAGAGGGUCUACUUUUUUUUGAGACGAGUGCAAAGCUGGGUACGAAUGUAACGCAGGUCUUCACUGCUAUCGCCAACGCGAUUCCAGAAACUUCCCUCAAGGGUGCUAGAGGGACAGGGAAUGCCUCUGGAAAUUCCAGUCGGAGAGACGACCAGUCGAGAGUCAAUUUGACCGCGACUACGGAUGAUGAUUCGAAACAGAGUUGUAUGUGUUAA
Blumeria graminis f. sp. triticale is the source of this 684-nucleotide messenger RNA. NCBI's taxonomy places the organism in Eukaryota, Fungi, Ascomycota, Leotiomycetes, Helotiales, Erysiphaceae. The record is from the annotation of a GenBank genome assembly.